AUGCUGGUUGUUGAAGUUCUGAAAACAGUGGGGCAGCUUGCGGCUGCUAUAACUCAGAAAUCCAAAGAGCUAGAUCUUCUAAAAGCUGAGUACGAGUCGAAACUCAAGAUCCUAGAUGAAUAUAUCACCAAGGUGGUUCCUCGAGAAGAACAAAGGAGGGAGAAUGGUUCCAAUGAAAUUGAUACUUGUGAAUUACUUCAAAAAGAGCUCCGAUGUCUGAAAUGUCAAAAUAUUGUCUACAGCUUGAAGGAGGAAACAGACUAUGUGCUUGUUCCUAGAAAAGUUGCCGAAAGAAAAGCCGCUGACAUUCCUGACCUAAUACAAUCGCUAGAGAAGCUAGAAACGAGUGUGAAGAGCAUAAAUGCUGGUUCUAGCCGACCUCUUCAACAAACUCCCCAAGUAAAUCAACCACAGAGACAGAAUAAGAAACAGCACGGCAAGCUGAAGAGAACAUGUUCAUAUUGCGACGAGCCUGGCCAUACCAGAGCAAGAUGCUUUGCCAGACUAAGCAAAGAGCCAGGAUCAGAAGACACAUCAAGAAACAGGCCAGCCAAAAGCAACCAUUCAGCCUGA
Molecule: messenger RNA, 573 nt
Organism: Candidozyma haemuli
Lineage: Eukaryota; Fungi; Ascomycota; Pichiomycetes; Serinales; Metschnikowiaceae
Exons: 1
Coding region: 1-573 (190 amino acids)
Molecular function (GO): nucleic acid binding; zinc ion binding
Source: RefSeq, a predicted model, not a curated record